Pistacia vera is the source of this 1111-nucleotide messenger RNA. Its product is annotated as PRA1 family protein B4-like. The record is from RefSeq and is a predicted model, not a curated record. Gene Ontology annotation, cellular component: endoplasmic reticulum; Golgi apparatus. NCBI's taxonomy places the organism in Eukaryota, Viridiplantae, Streptophyta, Magnoliopsida, Sapindales, Anacardiaceae. The coding region runs from base 204 to 881 and encodes 225 amino acids. The transcript is spliced from 2 exons. Gene Ontology annotation, biological process: vesicle-mediated transport.
AUUACCGUGAAACGUACUUCUCUUAAUAGUCUCUUUUGCUUCUCCCGUCAAUUUCUCUUGUUCUUCCCCCUUUCUUCUCUCCACGCUAUAUUCCCUCCUCCAAAUCCCAAAUCUCUGUAUUCUUAACCAACCCUAAUUCUAACAAAUCCCUCAAAAUCUUUCAUUUCAUUACAUUUCAAUUCAGUUCUCCUCAUCCUCCCAAUAUGGCUUCUGCAGCAGCCCCUAUUCUACCCGUCUCCACCGCCCAAUCCGCCUCCGCCACCUCCGCCCAGUCCCAACCCCCGAUCGCCACCCCCGCUUUCCGCGCCCUAAUCACCCACCUCUCCGAGUCCCUACGCAAUGGCUUCUCCCAGCGCCGCCCUUGGGGCGAACUCGUUGAUCGCUCUGCCUUCUCCAAACCCGAGUCCUUAUCCGAUGCCACCGUCCGUAUCCGCAAAAACUACUCCUACUUUCGAGUGAAUUACCUUUCCGUCCUCGCCAUUGUUUUGGCCUUCUCUCUUGUAACCAAUCCUUUCUCUCUGUUCAUGCUCCUUGGUCUUCUCGCUUCGUGGCUUUUCCUCUAUCUGUUUCGUCCGUCCGAUCAGCCGCUUGUCAUCUUUGGCCGUACUUUUAGCGACCGUGAGACUCUUGGGAUCUUGGUUGUGCUGAGCGUGUUCGUGAUCUUCCUUACCAGCGUUGGAUCUGUUUUGAUCUCGGCUUUAAUGGUUGGAGCGGCUUUGAUCUGUGCUCAUGGUGCGUUUAGGGUUCCUGAAGAUCUAUUCUUGGACGAACAAGAGCCUGCAGCGACUGGAUUCUUAUCCUUCCUUGGUGGAGCUGCCUCCAACGCCGCCGCUGCUGCCGCCCCUACCGUUGCCGCCCCUACCGUUGCCGCACGCGUUUAAGUGGAUGGUUGGAUUGAUUCAAUUGAAACUUAGGAUUUUGGUAGUGGAAUAAAUGUCAAUUUGGUAAUUUUUUAUUUUUUUAUUUUAACUAUUGUCGUGAAUAGAAUAUGGAUCUUAUAUUUUUUUUCUUUUUGCUCAGUGCAUAUUUUACAUGAUACAAUUUGUACUUUCAAGUUUCAUCUUUUUAAUACAGAUCAUGGAAUGGAUAUUCGAGUUUUCUAUUUGUUAAA